GGGAAUUCGGCUCCAGGUUUAAAAAGGACAGGGAAUUUGUCUUUGGGAAUCUCGAACAUGGCACGCCAAUUUUGCUGUCUCUGUCUCGAUAUUUAAGAAGUGUAGCAAGAGAUUCACUCGAUCAUCCUUCCUGCUCAGUCUGUGGGGAGGGAUUCACUCGAUCAUCUUUCCUGCUCAGUCUGUGGGGAGGGAUUCACUCGAUCAUCUUUCCUGCUCAGUCUGUGGGGAGAGAUUCACUCGAUCGUCUUUCCUGCUCAGUCUGUGGGGAGGGAUUCACUCGAUCAUCCUUCCUGCUCAGAUGUGAGGAGGGAUUCACUCGAUCAUCUGACCGACUGACAUGCCCGUCAUUUUACACAGGGAGGAGCCCAUUCAUCUGCUCAGACAGUGGGAAUGGAUUCAGUCGGUCAUCUCAACUGAAGGCACAUCAGCAAGUUCAAACUGGGACAAGAACAUUCACCUGUUCUGUGGGUGAGAAGGGAUUCAGUCGGUCUUCCCACCUGUGGACACACCAGUCAGUUCACACUGGGCAGAGGCUGGUCACCUGCUGAAUUUGUGGGGAAGGAUUCACUUGGUCAUCUGACCUAAUGGCUCACCAGUCAGUUCACACCGGGGAGUGGACGUUUUCUUGCUCGGACUGUGGGAAGAGAUUCACUUGCUCAUCUAAACUGAAGGUACAUCAGAGAGUUCACACUGGAGAGAGGCCAUUCACCUGCUCAGAAUGUGGGAAAGGAUGCACUCAGUCAUCUGAUCUGCUGGUACACCAGCGAGUUCAUACUGGGGAGAGGCCAUUCACCUGCUCAGACUGUGGGAAGGGAUUCAAUCAGUCAUCUCACCUACUGACACACCAGUCAGUUCACACUGGAGAGAGGCCAUUCACCUGCUCAGAAUGUGGGAAAGGCUGCACUCAGUCAUCUGAUCUGCUUGUACACCAGCGAGUUCACACUGGGGAGAGGCCAUUCACCUGCUCAGACUGUGGGAAAAGAUUCAGUCAUUCAUCCAACCUAAUGGCGCACCAGCGAGUUCACACUGGGGAGAGGCUGUUUACCUGCUCAGUCUGUGGGAUGAGAUUCACUCGGUCAUCCAACCUAAUGGUGCACCAGCAAGUUCACACUGGAGACAGGCCGUUCACCUGCUCAGACUGUGGAAAGGGAUUCACUCGGGCAUCUCACCUACUGACACACCAGCGAGUUCACACUGGGGAGAGGCCAUUCACUUGCUCAGACUGUGGGAAGGCAUUCACACAUUCAUCCAACCUACAGAGACACCAGCGAGUUCACACUGGAGAGAGGCCGUUCACCUGCUCAGACUGUGGGAAGGGAUUCACUCGGGCAUCUCACCUACUGAGACACCGGUCAGUUCACACUGGGGAGAGGCCGUUCACCUGCUGAGACUUUGGGAAGAGAUUCUCUCAGUCACCUCAACUGUAUGUGCAUCACUCAGUUCACACUGGGGAGAGGCCGGUCAAAUGCUGUGAAUGUGGGAAGAGAUUCACUUAGUAAUCUAACCUUGUGACAUAAUUUCGAGAGUGACUGUCGGUGCUGAACUCUGCAAUUAUUACUGCUGCUCACCACACCCAGUUCUGCACCCUGGUCACUGGGCAUGGGAGGAGUUUCUUCUGCUGCAUAUUCACCUUUAAUGGGACUGGAGUUUAAUAUUCUGUGUAGUGUUCUCAGUAAUAUUAGUUGGACUGUUAACUGUUAAUUGCUAAUUACAAAAUGGCUUCUCUGAAGUGUUAUACUAAAAGGGCUUCCCGUACUGUUUACUGCUGAGUAAGGGGUUCUCUGUAACAGCAUGUUUGGGUUAUAAUUAGUGAUAAUGGGAAUUGUAUUCAUUUGCCAGCCAAUGGAAGUCAUGCUGUGCUAUCUUGCAUGUGUGUGCUGAGCUGAGGAUCGGGGGCUUUUUCAGGUGGCAAGUGGAGAGGACGGAUGUGUGGGGAGCGGACAGCGGUUCCAGGGCGGCAGAUACCAGACCUCGGGGGUUCAGAUGGUGGCCGGAGUCUUGGAAGGACAUUGUGAAUGGAAUUGGAGGCGUGAGCUCCAACGUAUUAAAAUAUUAGGUGCACAAGACUGAUAAGUUACUUAUGUGGCACCUUUUCUUUUAGUUGUUUCUACUAACCCAUCAUUACGAAUUGCUAUAAAGUAUGUUCUGGUGGGAUGAAAGACGUUACAUUGUGGGGGCUCGUCCAGGAUUUGAAUUCUGUCAGAUACAGAGUAAGUUACCGGGUUUAAACUAGGGGAGAUGGACUCGGAUAAGAUUGAACUUUGGUGUGAGAUCGAUGAUGUCCCAGUUAAUCAUGCCUGUGUACUAAGGGGGUGGACAUACGUACUCCGGACGAUGUGUUAAUUCGAUGUUUGACUGUGGUCAGAGCUAUCGGUAAGGUUGAGAUUGUAAGCAGAAAUAUUGGUAAAAUGUGGGACUCAGCCUUUGUGCUGGUACAGACGGGUGCUGACGUCAAGGAAUUGGGACUGCAGCCGUGUGUCAGUGACGUAGGUGAGGCGGGUCUAUGGGGCGUGCACACUGUCAUGGAGGAAGUGUUUGAAGGGACACCAAUAGCGUUGCCCGCGGCUUGGGGCGCAGAUUUUAGAGAGCGGGUCAGUCGUUUUUGAAGGAUGAAAGAAGGGAGUGGUCAAAUUUUGAGAAUGUAAUUGAUUCUCAUUCCCCACGGAAGGGGGAAGGCUCUGAGUUGGCUUCAGCCAUUACCUCCCUGGUGAACAGGGCGGUGGGUCCGCGUCAGAAGUUAAGAAUUUUCUUAGGGAGGACUCCCAUUCCCGAAGGGAAAGAUGAUGAUGAAACCUGGGCAGAACAUACCUCUCAGCUGUUGGGUGAGUGGCAGUGUUCUGAGGAGGAGAAGCGGCAAAGAUUGGGAGAAAGUUUGAGAGGGGCGGCAGCUGAGGUGGUAAAAGGCGUGGAAGUUAACCAGCCCUUGGCUUCCUGGAAGGAGUAUCUGGAAGCAUUCGUCGUCUGAACCCUCAGUGCCUAGGUGGCACAUGGGGCCUCCACAAGGGUCUAGAAGCAUUAGAGGAGGCUUUUGGGCUAACUGGGGGCAUGGUGGAGCUUUUAGGGGGAAUUCAGAAUUUGUGUCAGGAGAAAGGGGAAAAGCUUUCUGAGUAUCUUUUCCGGCUGGAGCGAAGGCUAAAUUGCUUGAGAUGCCGGGGAUCAUUUCAGGGAAUGAGGUGGAUCGGAUAAGGAUCGACCAGGUAGCCAGAGGCACGCAGAGACAUGAUGCGGUCGCUACGAGCCUCCGGCAGCCCCGUAGAACGCGUCCGUCACCCCUGUCUUUUGUUCGGUUGCUCAGAGAGGUAAGGGAGGAGGAGGACACAUUGGAAGUGGAAGAGGGCCUCGUUAGUACGGUGCUGUCCUUGGUAGCAGCUCCUUGUGGUGAAAUGACCUGGGCCAGAUCCACGCGGGAUAUAGCAAAAGAGGUCGCGGCAGGCGGAGUCUCUCCGCGUGGGGGGACUAGUGGAAAAGGCCCCUCCCUGAAGGGACGGACAGCACUGAGGCCAGGCAGAGGCUGGGGUCUCGCGAGACGAGGCGUGUGCCAUAACUGUGGGGAAGAGGGGAACUUCAGGUGGGAAUGUGGACGGCAGGGAGCCCCUUGGAGGGAGAGCCCCCGGGUGUCCCAGCCGGAGAGGAGGGGGGUGUUUGGAAACUUAGAAGAGACUCAGCGAGAGUACGGACUGGAGUCUUCAGGAAAAAUAUGUUCCCAACAAUGUGCCACGGGGCCCCCGAGAGGAAAAGACCCUAUCCCAGAAGUAUUGGUGGGACCCCGAGAGAGGGGACAGAUGCAAAAGCCAUACUGGACACGGGGUCGCAGGUCACAUUACUGUACCAGUCAUUGUACGAUCAGUAUCUGGCGCAUUUACCCCUGACACCUUUCAGUGCACUGGAAAUUUGGGGUAUCAGUAAUGGUGAUUACCCAUACAAUAGCUAUUUGUCCGUGAAACUGGAGUUCCUGGAAGCUGAGGUGGGGGUGUCUGAGGCUCAUGAGGCCCUGGUACUGGUUUACCCUGACACCAGUGAGACUGGGAGUGUGUCCAUUCUGGUGGGGACCAACACCCCUAUUGUGCAGAGACUCUUCGGAGCCUGUAAGGAAAAGCCGAGAAAGACAUUGGAGACCCUGUCAGUGCACCCAGUGUUCUGAGAUGCUUUUGAGGAAACGUUGCGUCGCCCGGGGCUGGACGCGGCGUGUGAACGAGUCACUGUGUGGUGUGCCCAGUCGAAGCCCAGGGUGGUAUGGCCCGGUGAAGUAGCAAGGUGACGGGGAUCCCUAGAUUCCCGGGAGUGCCUGAGGGUGAAGCCCUUUUAGUGGACACCUCGUAAGACCUUGAGGGGGUGUCAAGAUUCCCUGCUGGGGUG
This is a messenger RNA of Mobula hypostoma (lesser devil ray), 4356 nucleotides long. Its product is annotated as zinc finger protein 214-like. Bases 585 to 1388 code for a protein of 267 amino acids. The transcript is spliced from 2 exons. The record is from RefSeq and is a predicted model, not a curated record. NCBI's taxonomy places the organism in Eukaryota, Metazoa, Chordata, Chondrichthyes, Myliobatiformes, Myliobatidae.